UAUUCAAUAUCAAAAUUAUUACUCAAAAUAAUAAUUGAAUAAUAAAUCAUUGCAAAUCUAAGUUAAGGAGAAACAACAUAUAAUUAAGUACAAAUCAUGUUUUUCUUGUGGAUUUACUUGUACUGGGAGCAAAGUAACAGUCUGGCAUACAAUUUAGUCUUGUGACUUGAAAGUUGAGGGCAGUCAGUGCUUUAGAUUCAGGCUUUUAACAGGCAAUGAAGGAGAAGUAUCUGACAAAAUUAACCUAACUGGACUAUGGAGGAUGUGCUGCUUUAGUAGAGUUCUGCAUACAGAGAAGAAACUUCUCAUCAUACUUUUAGGAACAGACCACGUUUGUACUGCAUUUUCAAUUAUGUACUUUAUUAUCUAGGCAUUAGCACAUUCUCAGACCUGCUAGGUAAAGUUAUCAAACGAUAUUUUCACAAAAGAAGAGGAAACAGUAUAAGAAAAAACUUGACUCUUUUAAUGAUUCCUUACUCUUGUCACUGCAAGUGAAACUGAAGUGAAAUGAGUAUAUUUAAAAAGAAUGAAAAGUUGGGGUUCUGCAAUGUAAGAAGUAUUUAUUUUUUUGUGUGUGUGCCUGUGAAAAAGCAAUUUAGUACAGGCCUUCAUAUCCAGAUUGGUAGAAGUGAUUUAUCCAAGUAAAAUAUCCUUUCAGAAGAGAUAAAAAUAACAUUGUGUUGUCACAUUAUUCCACUAUUCUGUUUGAUAAAGUAAAAUGGGAUGUUACCUAUGAAUCAUUAACUUUGGGAAUAGGCAUUAAUUUGCUUUGUUGUCACAAAUUAUACUGACGUGAGAGAGGUCUCAAGAAUACCAAGUACUUCUAAGUUGUUAGUCACUGAAACUUAGUAGUGGUGGGGAAAACUAUUGAUUGUAAAGUAGGUAUGUGACUUACCUUGUUUAAAAUUUAAAGCUUCUUUCAAUUAAUCAAUGUAAAAGACUCAGAGAACUAAUGAAAUAAGUUCUGGUUAUAUUUCUAUUCAAAAACCCAAUUACUUUCUACCAAUAGCUGAGUAUGCUUAGGGUUAGAAAUAAUAUUUAGAGUUCCUGAAGUACUUGGUAUACUGAGGUCACAUUUUGCUUCUCAAACUGUUUAGCCAAAAAAGGCGAUAGUAAAGCUUUAGAGAUGUGGUACUUCCUUCCUCCCUGACUUGUUCAGUAUGAUUAAAACACACAAUUAUUAAAUUAAACUCAUAUUAAGUUACACGGGUGUUAAUAUUUGCUUUUUACUUCAGUGAGUCUGAGUAUAUAUCUAGAAGGCCAUAAGGUGCUUGCUGUUAUGGUUGCCUUUGCUAAAUCCUCUUCUUUCCAUAUGAAAUGUAAUCUUCUGUUGUCAUUUGGAAAUUGUACUUGUCUUUAAUCAUGUAUUUUGCAGUGCCAGGAUGUUCAGAUGUUGAUAUAGCGGUGCUGUAUCUGGUGUAAGGCUUUGUGAUAGUCUCUUAGCUUGUGUAGAAAGGCUGAGUAGGACCAGGGUGUUAAUGAGGCUUUUUGCAAUGUGCAAAUUAAAUUUUAUAAAUGCAUGUUGAAUAGAUCCAGUGGAACCAGUUUUUGAAGUAAAAUACAAACACUGCGCACUCAGGCUUCCUCCAUAAACAAAUGAUUGUGAUUCAUCCUGUAGUGUUUCAUGAACUGCACAUUUCCUGCUUAGUUGUCUGUUCAAUGAACAUGGGUUGGCUUGCAGAAUCUCCAUUUCAUAUAUAUAACAGGCAUUAAAAUGGUAUCAAAAAUAGUUUUCUAUUUUUGUUUCUUCUUUGAAGAUUCUUUGUAAGGGGAUGCUGAGAUUCUCAAGAGUGAACAGUUUGUUAAGCACAGGGGUGGAGUUGAUAAAACUGUAGCAGCAGAGGCAGAGAUGUGUAUUUUCAUAUUUGGCACCCGUGUUUCCUACUUGAUGGCAAUCUACAAAUAUUUACAUACUGCUAAAGUAAAUGAGUUAUUGUGGUAGCUGUUGCUAUUUCUUGCUUUGACAGGAGCGAGGCAACUCUCUGCCUCAGAGUUCACUCACAGACUCUACACGCAAGUGUGGAGUGUUGCAUAUGCAGCUUCUGCUGCAGCUGCCAUUUUGUCAUCUCAGAAGGAGUGUGUUCAGACCUCCUUCUCCUUUUUUGUUCCUACAUGUUACACUUUACAGUAUUAACUGAAAGUUGGAAAGGAGCAUUUCCAUUUGUCAUUUGUUUUUCAGUGUCAGUGUUUCAACAGUUUUUUGAGCUGCAUAUGUGUUGUAAGAUUUUCCCUAGGACCUGUGUCAUACAGAUCAUACAAGAACUUGUGUGUGUCAUACUUUGUUUCAUAGGAAGAGCUCAGAGGGCCCCAUGUACGAUAGUCAGUGUUGUGACAGGUAUUGCAUACACCAAAGUCAAGGCAGGGAAGGAGUAUUCUGGAUUUGAGGAAGAUGAAUGUGCUACCUGUCUCCCACUGAAGGUAUCCAUUUCUCUACAGUAGAGCUGGGACACUGAAUAGUCUGGAGAGCUGUCUGCCACUAAUGUUGACCAGGAAAGGUCACAUAGACCAUGAGGGAGCAGAUCCUAUUGAGGCACCAGCUCUAGGAAGAAGAGAGCUGAAGUUCUGCAUUCAUCCAGUGUGAUAUGGCAGGCCUGGUGGUCUAGGAACACUUUCUGCAUUUCAUUAAAUGCUAUAUAUGAAUUUGAUACUCUUAACAGGCAGUAUAACAGCUGGAUGAGCUCUCUUGCAUAGUAAUAGUAUUGUUUUAAAGCAAGCACCAGAUGUAGGGGCUUAUUGCCCACAGGCACUGAUCUGUACAGCUGCUAAUAUCAGCUUUCUGCUCUCUUGUUCUGUCUGUAGCACGAUUUUUCCUCUUGCUUCCUCAGACAUUAUCCACCUCAGCAAACUGGCGCCUCUGCACUCUGAGGGUGUCUUGUGGUGCUGAUGGUCCCAGUUAAGCUACAGUUAGAUUUGCCGCCUUCCCUUCCCAUGAUAUCUGGGUUUAUUUUCUGUGCUUUGUCAUAUCUAUAGAAAUCUUCCCUGAGCUGAUCAGAAAAAUCACUCACUGCUUCUGGGAUGUUCAUAACAAAAUUGUAAGUUGUUGGAUGACCACGAGUUUAACAGGAUAGGUGCUCAUUAGAGGUUUCAAAGUAAAAUGCUGACGAGCUGGAGAUACUGCAUUGCACCUGUUGUGUCUCUGUCUCUUCCUCAGUGCAAAGUCUGCGUCUGUGUAGGAGGUCAGAUUCUGGAGAACUUAGCUGUGAGUGCUUUGGAACAGUGAAUUGUCUUCCUGUCAUAUAACAACUGCCAAUGGUAAUGGCCCAUCAGGACCUUGGAGCAUUACUGCUGUAUAUUAAAUAAAAUAUAAACCAAAUAUAUCUUAAGGGAAUACAGUUAAUUUAAAUUUUCUGGUGCUUAUUAUGGGGGAUUCAGGAUUAUUUGUUGGAGUUCAUUUUGGGACAUGUUGAAAAAAACAUUUACAUUUGCACUCUUAAGAAAGUGUCUUGCACCGAUGAAUGAGGGUUCCUUUAAUCAUAUUAUUCUCACUCCAGUACUUAAGCAAAAAGCAUUUCAGAAGUAUUUCAUAGUUAAAAGCUUGGCUGGUCUGUCUUUCCUAUACUAGCCUUAAAAUUUCUCACUGUUUUUAGCAUUUCCUGUGAUACACAGGAAAGGUGAAGUAUAUUAGUACAGAGAAACUUGUAGCAUGUUCUAUAGAUUUAUUUUGAACCUGCUUGCCAUCAAACAUUUCUGUACUAGUGUUCCCACCUGGAACAGCAAUGCUAGCAAACAUUAUCUUUUUUUAAAACACCUGUAAAAGCUGUCAGAUUUUCUUUUUGUGAGUAAUGGAAGUGUAUGUAAAAAGCACAUUCACUGCCCAACAUGGUGGCAGUCUAAAUAGAACAAGAAACAAACCAGAAGGGGUGGGAAAGAGAGGACAUAUAUGUCUGUUCUUAGACAAGAAUUAAUAGAUGGGUUUGGUAUAUUUUUUCAGGAUUAGAUUUGUGAUUGCUUUUUGUUCUUGUUUUUUGUUUCUUUUACAGGUAUGUAGUUUUGACCUGAGAUGUGCCUUAGUUUAGGACCAAUCCAGCAUCCUCAGAGCAGUGAGAUGUCCAGACAAAAAGAAAUUUUAUCUAGUCCUUCUUUUGAGGAAAACAUAACAGAAAAGGAACACAGUAAGGUGUACAGCAGAUCUUGUGCUGACUGCCAGUUAGGAACAUCAUACUGUUAACAUUAAAACUGGGAUGACUUUGAUGAGCUUGUGGUGAGUAACAAUGAUGUUGUGCUCAAAAAUAUUGCUGAAGAUUUGCGGAAUCAUUUACCCAUCGAGGCAAUGUUUACUUCGGAACAUCAAGCUGUUCAGAAAAUACACCAGCAUCCACUGCCCAUGAUUCAUGUUGAUGCAUUCCUUUAUGAUGAUGAUGUUGUUGAUUCAUUGUGUGAGGAAGGGAAAAUGAGUAGGAGCUACUGCACAGAGUGUGGCUCAUACAAAACUGCAUCUUUAGAGUUUAUUUCGCAUUCCUUUUCCCUCAUGGAACUGAAGUUUCUUUAUCAACAUGUACUGCCUGACCUGACAGGAAAGGUAGUGGUUGACGUUGGCUCCAGGCUUGGUGCAGUGCUAUUUGCGGGUUAUCUUUAUAGCUCAGCAUCCCAGCUGUAUGGAGUAGAAAUGAAUGCAGACUUUUGCAAGUUGCAAGAACUUAUGAUUACAAAAUAUGAGUUCAUUGACAGAAUAAAGGUGGUUCAUGCAGACAUCUGUACUCAGGCUUCACUUCUUCAGAAGGCUGAUGUUGUUGUAAUGAAUAAUGUCUUUGAAUAUUUUCUUGACAGACAGGAACAGGUCAGAGCUUGGGAAUUUAUUGCUUGUAAUAUAAGGAAAAGAGGAUCGUUAUUAGUGACAGUUCCCAGUCUUCAAGAAUCACUUUCAAAGCUCCAGGCAGAUGUACAGCUCAGCCAAUGGGUCGAAGAGAUGCAGCUAAACUAUGAUGUGUAUAUGGAAAAGGAUGUUGACAGAGAAGCACUUGAACAGAUACAUUUAUACAAGAUUCUCUAGUACCUGGAAACAUUUACUAGUAUCCUUAUAAUAUCAUAUAUUUUGGGUCUAAAAUGAAUUUGGAUUGAUUUGUGUGAAUAAAUCAGGUCAAAAUUCAUAUUGUGAUUAAUCUGAGUCAUACACGUGGUUUGUAAUGAAAAAGAGUCUUUGGAAACAUGUUUUCUUAAGAAGGCAUUUAUCUCAACAGAGUAUUUUGACUUUUAACUAGGAGAUACGCUCAUGGUUUAAUUUUUGCAGAAACAGUAGAAAGAGUGGCUACAUACUGAUGCUAAAAGAAUUUUUCAUCACUAGCAUUGUGCACUGCCAAUGUUUGCUAAAUAUAUCAAACCUAAGAAUAGUACAUCGUUAUUGGUAUGAAUGAUAAGAAUGCAUUUAGCAUAAUGUUACUUAAAAGCUGUAGUGCUGUUUCAUUUUGGUAUAGACCAUUUAUUAUUAUCAGUAAUAAUAUUUACUGUCAGCAGUAUUAUCUUUAGUGUUCCUCCUAUGGAAUUUGUAGGUUUUCUUUCCAGGGUCUGCUUGGUAACCAGAGUGUCUGUUAUGAGAGAAGCAAGUUCAUCCAUUUAGUUAGUUGUCCUUAAGGUGGAUAUUAAUAUAAAAUACUAAAAGACACCAAGGAGCCAUUGAGAAUUAAUACAGCAAGUCUGGGACAAUGGAACUCUUCCACCUUCUGCACUUCUGCUGGGGAUGGUAGGAAGUGUAAUAAGGGGUUAAGAAGCUGAAAAUUCUGAACAGGUGUCAUGGCUUAGCAGAGGCUUGGUGAUGGCGUAAAACAUUGGAAAUUCGUAACAGAGCCUCCUCAGAGAGAAAAGAUCCACAUACGCCCACCACAUUUAUAUUUAGAUUUUACGUUCUAAGGAUGUGAAGCUUUUAGUCAGCUGAAGAAUGUUUCGGGUUUUAGCAAACAUUAACAAUCCAAGUGCAAAAAUAUUAACUUCAGGAGUUUUGGACUAAGUGUGUUGUGAAUUUAGAAGCACUGUUAAAAAGUUUGCUGCACAACUUCUAUCUAGUGUAAAUGGGAAAACAUUAAAUUGGAUUUCAAUCUUCAAAUGAUUUACAUGUCAGUGACCUUAAUAAUAUAUGCUGUAAGCAAAAAAGAUCAGUGGCCUUUAGGCACUCACUGACAUAGUAAGUAAAUGGCACUGUAGAUAGAAUAGUGAGUGGUAAGAAGUCUUAUUUUCAUGGUCUGUUUGGAGUGGAAGAGGAUGUUUUAACUUGAGUGAUACUGAACCACUGCCCAAAUACUAUGUUGAAUCUAUACUUCAUGCAUUUAAAAACGAACAAAGAUGGAAAGCUUUUCUUAAAA
Molecule: messenger RNA, 6293 nt
Organism: Chiroxiphia lanceolata (lance-tailed manakin)
Lineage: Eukaryota; Metazoa; Chordata; Aves; Passeriformes; Pipridae
Exons: 8
Coding region: 4271-4990 (239 amino acids)
Molecular function (GO): S-adenosylmethionine-dependent methyltransferase activity
Source: RefSeq, a predicted model, not a curated record